Messenger RNA from Agrilus planipennis (emerald ash borer), 6036 nucleotides. RefSeq names its product probable GPI-anchored adhesin-like protein PGA55. NCBI's taxonomy places the organism in Eukaryota, Metazoa, Arthropoda, Insecta, Coleoptera, Buprestidae. The record is from RefSeq and is a predicted model, not a curated record. The coding region runs from base 254 to 5575 and encodes 1773 amino acids. The transcript is spliced from 3 exons.
CACCUUAAAUAAUAAUUAAUUGUCCAUAAAAUCGUUAUUAAUUAACUUUUAUUUCUUGUUUUUUUCAGACUCCAUAUUGCUUCUUGUUACCGCCAUCUACUUACGAAUACAUUUCAUUUCAACAAGUCCCCUUGAAGUAUGGGAUAAAAUAGCAUGCUCAUUACCGAACACGUUGAUAGCAGACCCUUUAGACUGCAGCAAGUUUUAUUACUGCGGUCCAUUGGGAGAACGAUACUUGUUUAAAUGCCCUGGAAUGAGUUACUUCAAUCGUGCAAAUCAGAGAUGCGAUAUGGCAGGAAACAUCGAUUGUCGAAAAGAUUUUUCGGCCCCAAAAUAUCCUUCUCCAGAAUCACUCGAGAGAGAAUUAGACAAUAAUCUAAGGUAUACCAAGGAGUUUACAUUACCACCAACGAAUGUUCCACAGACCCAAAUUCUGCCUGGACCAGUUCCCCCGCCGUCCAUCUCCAUCAUACCUGAAAGGAGAAUGCCGCAGAACCUCCAAGUUCCUGUUGGGCCGCAGAACCCCCAAAUUCCUGUUAGACCGCAAAACUCUUUCACAUUUUCUCAACCACAACAACAAAAACAAUGGGAAGAACCGCAAAAGAAUAAUAUCAACUCCGUGACAUAUCCAAGUCAAUCACAAAAAGCCGUGACUCCAAAACCGUCUCCACCUAAGUCGACUGCUCCCAAAAAGAAAAAGAAGCCCUCUGACUAUUCAUAUUGGAACGCAGAUGAAGAGUUUAACUUCCAUGGAAAAGACUUUUACAUGCCAGGCGAAAAGAAAUCAAAGGGUAAAAAGAAAUCAAAACAAUAUCAAACAUCUGACACAUCGGGAGAUAUUCAUACAAGUCAAUCACCUCGAAAAAAUUCAUCUUCGAUGAAAGCGAAAUCCAAGGGCAAAUCUAAAUCACCCAAGAAACACUCCAACGAUCAUUACUAUUAUCCCUCGAAAUUCGACGAAGACUUUGAAAAGCACAUGUUUGGAUUCGAAGACGAAAGUGAGAAAAUAUUCACAAAGAAAUCGAAGGGCGAUCGCCACAAAUCGUCCAAAGGAAAGCAGGAUCAGGUUCAAACGACCCCUUCUAGACUAGGGCUACAAGAAGUUCCAGCAACCCCACCGACACCACCACUAACAGCAAUACGACCCUUACCGACCCCUGCUGCAGCUAUAUCUAAAACCAACAUCACCAUUAUUACGCAGUAUUUAGCCACCAAGCCUGACACAAGAACAAACAACAACGAAAAACCCCAAAUCCGUACAAAUGCCCCAACACCUCAGGGCUUCCAACAAAGACCAUCACCUGAAAAACAAGUGACAACGCCAACAACACCAUUCACCUCAGCACUCCCGCAAAUUUCAUCAACAACCCCCGUCACCCAAAGUGUCACAAGAUCUCGAGAUUACUUCCCUUUCACACUAAAUGAUGACAAAGAUUUCGAAAUCCGUGGCCACUCCUUCGAAUUACAGAACUCUUUCGAACAGAAUACGCAAAAACAAAGCACAGCUGAGAUCCAACAAACCACCGAGAGUUUAGAAGUCGAAAGACAGUCGUCCACGACAGAAACGCCAACAUCUACGGCUGCAGUAGUUGCAGCCAAGAAAGCUCAAGAUGAAAAUGAAUAUUCAGAUCCAUCUGGAGCAAACGCGGACGAGGAAUACGAAGAUGAUGGCAAAUCUAAAAAGUUUUCUAAUGCAAACCGAACUGAGAAACAGAAACAGAAACCUUGCAAAGAUAAGGCAAAAAAAUUGAAUAUAAAUGCAGAACAAUUAUCAUCAGGAACACCUGUAAGCAAGAAAGACGCAACGGGUUACCUACAUUAUUCGUUCCCGGACGAAGAUUUUGACUUUCAUAUUCACGUCAUUGGGGAGUAUCAGCCAAGUGAGAAAACAUCAAAACGCAAAACCAAAUCUAGACAGCAUACUACUAUGAAGCCAACUCAAAAAAAUAGAAAAGGAAAAAGUAAAUCGACAGAUGCAUCUGAGGAGGCUAAAGAACAAAUUGUUCUCAUUGUAGACAAUUCAAAAGCAAACGCCAUCAGUAACAAAGAAAGCACCAAUAGUAAAGAACUUAUUGAUGGUGGUAAUGGACGUAACAGAACUCCCAAUAGCAGGGAACGGUUCAACAGUAAAGAGCAACAUAACAGUGGUGAACAUACGAGCAAGGAGCAAACUAACAGCAAGGAAAACACUAGUAGUAGAGAACGUACCAACAAUAAGGAACACGCCAAAGAAAGCGAUAACGACAAAUCACAUCAUGAAAACAAAGAAAGCACGCAUGCCAACAAAGAUCAGAUGACAACAGAACUUCCUUCUACUGUUGCCAACGCGACGAGGCAACAAAUGGUAACAACUACUGAAAAACAGUCACUGAUGGGAGAGGUAGUAAGCACAACCCCUGCCGUCACCACCAUGGAAAAAUUGUACUCAAGUACAACUGAGGAACCAGUUCAACUUAUUUCAACAACUACACAAGAAUAUUCGUUUGCAUUCCCUUCAGGUCUUGAAGUGGCUGACGACUUUGAUUUCAGCAUUGACGCGGAAGAAUUCAAAAUGCCGGAUGAUUCUUCAGAAAAUAAGAAAAACGAGAACUUCGAUCUCAUGAGCUGGGGAGAUGAAGAUAUAGAAACAAAUGACGAUGAGGAAAACGAAAAUGAGGACGAUAACUUCAGCUUUGAUGACGAAACACCUACAUCGUCCACGGCUCCUUUGAUGGAAUUAAAUACCGAAUCACCUACGGAAUCAACCGAAGUUACUCAAAGAGGAACAAGUGCUGAACCAUUUAUCGAAUCGACAAGUAUUCUUAAUACUGAAGCUUUGAGUACAGAUGAAACUGGAGCGCCGCUUAUGGAAACAACCAUAGCUCCACUGAUGAAAUCAAGCGCUGCGCCAUCUGCGGAAGUAACGGAAUCUCCCAAUUCCGACACAAACAAAAAUCUAAAAGAAAUAAUCGGAAAUAUAGAAACUUCAUCUGUAACACCAAUGUUGGAAGCAGUUACUUCGGGCGAAGUUCUAGAGGAACAUAACUUGAAUUCAGGUGCAGCAGGUAACGUUACAAAUUUGUCAAAUUUCACUUUUGUCGGUAAAAUCACAUCAAUGGGUGUGAUAACAACCACUGAACAAACGGCUUUGCUGGUGGACGGCACCAACGCUACACUAAAAGGAUCACUGACGUCCAAUACUACCAAUGAUAAAUCCGGAAAACAAUCACCGCCUCAAACUAUCGUUUUGGCCUACAAAAGGAAGCAAUCGUCAGAGGAGAGUUCCGAAGAAUCAUCAGAAGAAUCAAGCGAAGAAUGCGAGAACAGCAAGGAAAGUUUAGUGGAGAGGGACUACUGGCAAAAUAAAGCUAAUCUUCAAGAUUUUGCACGUCUAACUUCACCACCAGCAUGGCUAAUGAACUCACAAAAGCCAUUGGCCAAUGAAACAGGCGCAAACAUUGUCGCAAACGUCACCAAUCAAGAUACAUCUGCAGUUAACAGCACCGAAAACGUAUUAGGAUACGAACACAGUACUCCUCCAGAAAGUGACACUUCUUCAAGAAACACAAACAGUUUAGCAUCUGAAAGUCCUUUCGGAAAUGUAAAAUCCUUAAACGUAUUAGAAAAAAUGUUUGAGAAUGACAAAGUGGGAAAUACCACAACAACUGAAGAGCUAUCAUUGGUUAUACAAGCCAAUUCGUCGUUAAUCAGUGACAAAUACGGCAACGGUUCAUUAACAGAUAACAGAAUGGGAUCUGAAGAAGUCACUCCUCCCAACGAGCCACUGGUGUCGACCUUAGCAUCCGUUUCGACCACACCCCAUCCAUCGUCGGAAAACCAAAUGACGACAGAAGGGGUAAACAUUAACAAUCCUGCCCUAAAGUUGCUUCUUAGAGAUUUCGAAACGUUCUUACGAAGGCCAGGCACCACUGUAAUAACGGUGGGCUCCUCUGUUACUAACGCGAUUGCGGCGGCAAAUGUCAAAAACGAGGCACCACAAAAAUCUGAAAUUGUCAAGCAGGAACCGAAAGUGGACAACAAGACUGUAGAGGAAAUGCUUAACAAAUUCGAAAACUAUUUAACGACCACAGAUUUAAAACCAGUAAAUCCAUCUACGCCGGCUUCAGUAACAACAAAGGCGUCAUCACAAGCGUGGAAAACCUUGCCACAAUCAUCGGAAAUCAGUAUAGACGAAGAUAUGCUGGACAAUCUCUUGUCCGGAUUCCAGAAGUAUCUGAUGAACUCUUCCGCUGUUGACAAUCCGGCCCCGUACUUAAAACAUUCGUUUCCUAUUAUAAAAAUUGCUUCGCAAGGACAAACUGCUGGUAUGAAACCAUCUAAAACUCAAGCACCAGUCCCUACUAGCACCUCAAAGCCUCCGACGUCUUCACCUAUCAAUGACAAAGCAAUGGAUUCUUUACUUCAUGAUUUUGAAAGAUUUCUGAUUCGUACCCAUGCAGGGUUUGUAAAAUUCAAGAGACCCACAGUUCCUGUAACCCAAACAGUACCAAUACAGACGUCCCCGACACCUUCUCAACCGAAAGCAACCCCUCCUAACAUGGAUGACGUUGCUGUUAACCAAUUGUUAUCGCAUUUCGACAAGUUUCUUUCGAAUAACCAUCUCAACACCAUCCAGACUGAUGUUGGAAAUGAUUCCGUAGAUUUUCAGAAGCCACAAAAGUCCGUUUCAGAAGUAGAUGUCGUGCAAAGGUUUGCUGCCAAAUCGGAGAAUCAUCAGAAGCCUUCGUCGGACACAGUUGCUAAAACGAAACAGGAUGCUGCAAUUCCUUCUUCUAUGCGUGAGACAGAUCAAAAGACGCAGCAGAAAACGCAAGUAGCACAAACACCGCGCCAACACCAAAUGCAAGAAAUCCAAACUCCAAAUCCAGUAAAGCAACAAGUGAAAACGGCAGCCCCUAAGUCUAUUGUCCUAGCACUUGCUCCAAUGAUGUCGUCCACUCCCGUGCCUGUUGUAAAUAGUCAAAAGAAGCCCAAUGCGGUACCAGUCACACCUUCCCCACAACAAAUCUUAAUCAACAACAAAAACAUAAACGACCUCUUCUCCAAUUUUCGAAAUUAUCUUUCUUUUGCUCGCUCCUUAUCAACUGAUAAUCACGAUGAAGACAUGUCGAUGUCGUACGCGAAGAAUCCAUUCGAACAACCACCGGUGCCAUCGAUGAUGUCCGAUAUAGCUACUCUUAAAAACUUGUUUUCUACAAUUCCAACGGUGGUCCAACAGUUGUCGAGGGUAGCGUCGACAUCUCCAGCUCCCUUUAUCCAGGCGGAUGUCACCCCCGCGUUUCCCAUAAAAUUCUCCGAGAUUCCGUCGACCGUUCAUGAUCUCGAUGCCACAGAAACGGAAUCUUCGAGGAACAAGUCUUUAGUUUCCACCACCACCGAACCAAUGCAAAUCGAAAGGGGGAAGAAAGCGGGAGAAGAUGAGAAGGUGAAACACAUGUUCGCAAUAGUUGGAAAGUACUUGUCCAGUACGGUCCGUGCCGUGGCCAAGAAGCCAACAUUACCGAUUAAAAGACUGUACCAUAAAACGGAACCCAGCAGCCGGUCGAUGGAAUUCAAGGACGACUUCGACUUUUGAUUGCAUUUGAUAUUUUAGUUUUAUUGGUAGGCUAAGUUUUCGUACUAACGUUAUGUAAAUAAAUUCAAUAAAUAACUUAUUUGAGCGAUACAAAUUCUUUCUAUUGUUAAAAGGUAAAAAUUGAACUCAUUUCUCUAAAACUAGAACACCCCACAUCCUUAAUUAUUGUGAACAACAAUCUUAUCUAGUUCUAUUUCUGCUCAACCUAACUCCCCUUUCUCGUUCUAAUAUGACUCUAACUAACCCUUUAUGUCUCAGAUGUCCUACCAACCUAUUUCGACUUCCAGAGCGCUUUCUGUUCUCUUGCUUAUUCUAAUACCUCAUCAUUUCUAACCAUCUCUAUCUAGACACUCCAAAAGCUUCUAACCUUUUCUUUUUGUCGCGUCCAACGUCCAUGUUUCGCACCUGUACUGAGCCAUGUUCAAAACAUGAUUGUCAUAUUGAAAUAUUGGGGGGUUUAA